AUGGCCGAGGGUGGCCAGGAUGGGGUCCUGCCCGAGGGGGGCCCGGGGGACGCCCCUGACAGCACCCAGGAGGAGGCUGAGCCCGGGGGGGCUGCAGAGAGCGAGGGGCUGGAGGCUGCCCCGAGCCCGGGCAACGUGGAGGACCUGUAUGAGCUGCUGGAGAAGCUGGGCAGGCUCAGCGGCUUGUCCCCCUUCCAGGGUGAGACGGAUGCUGAGACCCUCUCCAACGUCGUGGCUGGUGCCUACGAGUUCGAGGAGCGCUGCUUCAGCCAGACCUCUGAGAUGGCCAAGGACUUCAUCCAGCAGCUGCUGGUGAAGGACCCAGAGCACCGCAUGACGGCGGCCGAGUGCCUGGUGCACCCCUGGAUCAAGCCCCUGAGCAGGAAGCAGGUGCUGAGCCGGAGUCGUUCCUCCAUCAACAUGAGAAACUUCCGCAAGUUCAACGCUCGGAGGAAGUGGAAGCUCUCCUACAACAUGGUGUCCGCCUGCAACCGGCUGUGCCGCACGCGGCUGCUCUGCGGCCUGAGCAAGGAGGAUGAGGAGCUGCGCUGCUGUGAGAGCGACCAGGAGGAGGAGAGCAGCCCCCCCAUCGCGCUGCUGCGCCGGCGGAGAAGCAGCUCCUGA
Messenger RNA from Manacus vitellinus (golden-collared manakin), 624 nucleotides. Its product is annotated as death-associated protein kinase 2-like. The transcript is spliced from 7 exons. Gene Ontology annotation, molecular function: protein serine/threonine kinase activity. The record is from RefSeq and is a predicted model, not a curated record. Gene Ontology annotation, biological process: intracellular signal transduction; positive regulation of apoptotic process. Gene Ontology annotation, cellular component: cytoplasm; nucleus. Lineage: Eukaryota; Metazoa; Chordata; Aves; Passeriformes; Pipridae. The coding region runs from base 1 to 624 and encodes 207 amino acids.